UACCUCAUUACCUCGCCCAACGUCGACUAUGUGCCGUUGCCCGUGUUGGGUCGGAUCGAGGUGUUCGUGAGGUCGGACGGACGAUACGGGAUUGAAGAUCCAUUCCAGCAUCCUCAGCUCUUCGCAUCAAGCUGGCCGCAUAUGGUCAUGAUACUCCGCCGGCCAGAAGAUCCCAGCGAUCCCCGCCAAGUCAUAUGGUGGACUCCGAGUGCGGAUGACUUUUCGCGCUUCGACAACUGCGUCGUCUUCGGUCUCGGGAAGCUACUCAAGGAGCGUCUCAUGCCACUGGCUUCCUUAGUGGCCUCCUGCAGCGAACGCACUUCCCGCUACUGCUUGGAGCACAGGCCCCCGCGAUGCAGGAUUCACUAUCUCGAGAGUUCGAUGCGUCUAGCUAUGGGCCGCCUACUCGACAUACCCGCCACCUUUCGCGACACUGUCAUCCAAGUAGCAAGCCUGCAACGGUUUUGGCUCGAAUGCAUGGCAUGGCUGGACUGGAUGGAGUGUUGUCAAGAUGCAGCGGUCGUGGCCGACAUGAAGAGACCGUGCGCUGUCAAAUCCGGAGUCAUCGGUGCAUUCACGAAUGAUCCCUCCGCUAUACAGCGACUCAGCGCAACGGGGAUUCCUGUCUGGUUUCUUCGCUUUCCCGAGCAGAUCGUUGGGCAGCACGCGCUUGUCGUUCGCAAAGUGGUGCCCAUAGAACCAGCGAGCUCUGUCGUGACAAGCGGUGAUCUCAUCGGAAAACGCGUCUACAUUGGUCUCGUCGGAGAGUCCCACAUAGCGUCGCUGGCGCGUACUCAGCACAUCUACAAUGAUUUCGAGGUGACACCGAUGCCAGAUGUGGAGCAAGUAACAAUGCCAGCGUACCCAGAUAGCAGCACACGUUACAAGCCUUGUGCGUCCGGAUGCCAUGUGCAGUUAGUAAUUGCUGACAGUUAG
Molecule: messenger RNA, 936 nt
Organism: Fomitopsis serialis
Lineage: Eukaryota; Fungi; Basidiomycota; Agaricomycetes; Polyporales; Fomitopsidaceae
Exons: 1
Source: RefSeq, a predicted model, not a curated record